CAGAACUAAAAAUGGCUGAACAGGAUGCGAAAGCGCCUCCAGCGAGCGCUUCAGACACCACAUACAAGGCGCCGAAGCCACAGAAGCCCCCAAAUCCAAUUUGGCGGAUGAUGGGGCUCCCCAACUUCCGCCUCAGACUUCCCUCGCGGAAUUGGAUGAUAUUUCUCACAGUCACGGGUUCAUGGACCGCCGCAGUCAUGUACGACCGCCGGGAGAAGAAACGCAUACAACGGAAGUGGACGAAAGUAGUCGAGCACAUCGCGCAGGAACCACUGGAUACACAACAACUGGCCCGGAAGCUCACGAUAUACAUCUCGGCGCCACCCGCAGAUGGACUAUUACCGGCCCGCGAUCAUUUUCAUGAAUACGUCAAGCCGAUACUAGUUGCCGCUGCCCUGGACUGGGACGCAAUCGAGGGACGGAGAGAGGGCGAUAUUAGGGCAGGGUUGGCAGAGCGGAUAAGGAGGCUACGGAAGAAAAAAGGAGAGCCCACGUCGGAUCCCAUAGAAGAAGAUAUGCAGGAGAUACUGGAAGAGACGAGGAAGAGGUCUGGUGUUAAAGAUUGGGAGGGAACAGCUGGCGAUAUUGUUAUUGGGAGACAUGCUUGGAAAGAAUAUGUCCGAGGACUGCAUGAAGGCUGGCUAGGGCCAUUGGAUCUGCCGCAACCGGAGAAAAUACCAGAAGUCCCUAUAGAAUCUCCUCCUAUCACACAGGACGCACCAAUUCCACCCGAUCAGCCUUCUCCACCUGUAUCUAGCGACGAUGCAUCCCCAGCGGCAGCGCAAGAAGGAACGGGACCGGAACCGGAACCAGAAAUGCCCAAAAAGGAAGGAGAGGAUAAGCCCAAAAAGAAGAAGCAACCGCCCCCCUUCAAUAGCGUAGUCGACUACAACAACUCUCUCCUCUCGCGAAAUUGUCCUUCAGAACUUCCACCUUCCGCUGUGAUCCCCUUCCCCCAUCUCCUAGGCUUCUUUAACUUCCCGAUACGGAUGUAUCGUUUCUUAAAUCGACGACAAGUGGCUGAUGAUAUAGGUCGACAGACCGCAGCCGCUGUCCUCGCAGUAUAUCGACCUUACGAUUCACCCGGAGAAUCGCAUUCUAGCAUUUCUAGUACCAGAGUCGACGAUGAGCACGAUGCAUCUGCGUGGGAACAGCUGCUGCUGCUACAGUAUGAAGAAAAAGAAUGGCACAAGUCUGUGCGGGAACGAAAAGAUGAUGACGGCAAGGAAAGAGUAUGGUUGGACGAGAUGGUUCUUGAUCCGCGAAUUGCGGAACGAAUGCGGAAAUUUGAACUGGAUAUGGACGGAGAAGAGAGGGCGGAAAGAGCGGCGGCUAUGAAGGAGGACCCCUGGUGGAAGUCUCUCUGGCCUCGAAAAGAAGAAAAGAAGAACCAUUGGGAAGAGUUGGACUGAGCAUGGAUUUGUUUCGCAGAGGUUCACAGUGAAUGUAAAACUAUGUGUAAAAUAGGGAUAUCGAACAUCAACGACCGAAUAUGUAUAACAUGUACUGUACCAUGCUUUACA
Molecule: messenger RNA, 1523 nt
Organism: Lindgomyces ingoldianus
Lineage: Eukaryota; Fungi; Ascomycota; Dothideomycetes; Pleosporales; Lindgomycetaceae
Exons: 2
Coding region: 12-1412 (466 amino acids)
Source: RefSeq, a predicted model, not a curated record